This is a messenger RNA of Peromyscus californicus insignis, 3183 nucleotides long. It is a transcript of the gene Cfap157, whose product is annotated as cilia and flagella associated protein 157. Gene Ontology annotation, cellular component: ciliary basal body; cilium. Gene Ontology annotation, biological process: sperm axoneme assembly. Bases 1546 to 3183 code for a protein of 545 amino acids. Gene Ontology annotation, molecular function: microtubule binding. The transcript has 9 exons. The record is from RefSeq and is a predicted model, not a curated record. Lineage: Eukaryota; Metazoa; Chordata; Mammalia; Rodentia; Cricetidae.
AGCCCAGUAAAUCCUGCGUCCUCCUUCUCCCCAGGGUCACCUGUCCCUCUUUCUGCUGCUUUUUAGUGUUUUGUUCACUUGCUCUGUGUUGUUUUGUUACCAUUGUGUGUGUGUGUGUGUGCAGUGGUGUGCAUGUGGAGGUCAGAGACCAACUCGCAGGGGUCAGUUUUCUCUGUUCACUGUAGGUUCUGGGCAUAGAACUCAGCUCGCCGGGCUGUGUGGCAAGAGCCCAUGAGCCAUAUUGCUGGCCCAUGUUUUCUUGAGACAGAGCCUUGCUGAGUUGCCCAGGCUGACCUUGAACUUGUGUUCCUCCUGCCCCCACCCCUCUCAGCUGAGAUAGCAGGGGUGCAGGGCCACCCUGGGCUACCCUCUUCUGUUUUUUGAUUUGUUUUGGUUUGGUUUGGGUUUGGUUUAUUUCCGACUUCUCUUGGCCCAGGAUUUCUGUCAUUUCACCCCUCCCUGAUCCCACCAAACGGCAAAGAAGUACUGUGUCCUGCCAAGGCCCUAGUGCCCAGUGUCCCAGGGCUCACAGGGAGCCUCGGGUCACUCCUCCAAAAGCUGUAGUGUAUCUUCAGAGAAGAUACUGCAGCAGGCCAAAGCAUGGUCGGUCAUGGCACACGCUACUAGCCCAGUGACCCUGGAACCCAGGCCACCAGCUGUGGCUGUUCUCCCUGUCCGUCCAGGGCCUCCAGUCCUGGGCAGGGUUUCAGCAAAGGUGCCCACCUGUGUGUGACACCAGGCGUUCACUCCCAUGGGUCAGAAUGACCGUGGCUGCGAGAAUCAGGUAGACCCGAGUGGAACCUCUCUAAUCCUCUGCUUAUGAAGAAUGUUCCCUCUUGUAGCAUUCCCAAAGUGAGCCCCCUCACAGUGAACCCACUAAGCGCUCAGUCAUCACUGAACAUGAUGACAGGCCCCAGGCAUGCCUGGGGACCAAAGAGCACACACUCACGGACUGACAAAAGCCCAAUGUGACUGAGGAGAUGGAUACCUACUGUCCACCAUCCCACGCCUGCAUGCUGCCUUCUCAACCCCAGGGGCUUUCCCUCCCUACCACGCUACAGCCAAGACCAAAGCUACAGAAAGAACUGUGUCUGCCUGGGGUAGCAAUGGACAGAUGGACCCUGCCACUAAGCUUUAAGGAUAUCUCAAGACUCCAGCCCGGGAGCCUCCAGUAUAAACUGUUGUGUGGCUGUGCCACGAAAGGAUUGACAGGUCUAGGAGAGGUGCUUCCUAGCACGGGGGCCCAGUGAUUGUUUUUCUGCUUUUGACUAAGAAUCUAUGAGGAGGUCCACUUGGCUAGGCCUCCAUCUUCUCAUUAGGCCAAAGUCCCAAAGUGACAGGCUGUGAUUUCUGGGGCUCUUGAUAAUUGUAAUUAAUUUACCACAUUAUUUAUUUCCAUUUGGGAGAAGGAAAGGUCUUGCUGGAACCCAAACUUGUACCCAAGUGAUCUGAAAGGCUAAGCCCAGGCCAGACACAGGCUCCCUGUCCAGAAGAGGAAAGUGGCCCUUUAAAACUCAGCCUCACACUGUCAGGCUGUUGCUAUGUAUGGAACCAAUUUCCUUAGCAACCACCUGGCUUCUUAAAGAGGACUUGAAACAGCCAUCAGCCAUGGCUCCCAAAAAGAAGCCGAACAAAGGUGGCAAAGAGUCUGAGGUCAAGAAGAAGAAAGGGGGCAAAAAGGAUUCCAGUGCGGUUGCCAAGUCUACAGACCCCACCGUGGUGGAGGAGCUGAAGGAGUUCUACCACAAACAGAUCCAAGACCUGGAGGACCGGCUGGCCCGGUAUCAGCGGAAGUGGGAUGAGCUGGCUGUGCAAGAGAAGCUCUUCCGCCAGGAGUUCGAGCAGCUGGCCAACAACAAGAAAGAGAUUGUGGCCUUCCUCAAGCGCACCCUCAACCAGAGGGUGGAUGAGAUCACGGAGCUCAACGACCAGCUGCAGAGCCUUCAGCUGGCAAAGGAGAUGGAGAAGGACGCCUUCGAGGCACAGCUGGCCCAGGUGCGCCAUGAAUUCCAGGAGACCAAGGACCAGCUCACCACAGAGAACAUUGCCCUCGGGGUAAAGCUGGCUGCCCUGGAAGAAUUUCGGCUGCAGAAAGAGGAGCUCACAGACAAGUACUUGAUGCUAGAGGAGCAGCUGAAAAAGCAGGAGAGUGAAUACAAGGACUACGUGUACAACCUGGAGAAGAAGUCUGUGCUGGACAAGGACAGGCUAAGGAAAGAGAUCAUCCAGCGUGUGAACCUAGUGGCCACUGAGUUCCGCAAGGUGGCCACUAACCAGAUGUGGGAGACGACCAGGCGGGCCAUCCUGGAGAACAACAACGUGACUCUGCAGCUGUCCUGGGUGUCGCAGCAAGGGGUGCAGCUGCUGCAGGAGAACGAGCAGCUCAAGGGCGCGCAUGAUGAACUGCACCAGCAGGUGGAGCUCCUGGAGAACACCCAAGAGAUCAUGGCCAGAAACAACAGAGGCCAUAAGAAGGUCAUCCUCAUGCUGACAGAGAAGUGCCGCCAGCAGAGGCAGGUCACAGAAGAGGCAGAGCAGCUUCGCCUCCUGCUGGCCGAACUGGAGCAGAACUUCCAGAAGCUGCAGAAGGACGACCAGACCCUGAGGAGUGAGAAAGACCAGCUCGACCAGCAACUGAGGGAACAGCAGGCAGAGGUGAAUCAGCUCCGAAAGAAGCUGGCUGAGGAACAGAAGGUUCGGGCCAGGCUGGAAACAGUCCUGGCCCAGGCCACCUCCCUCCUACAGGAAAUUGUGCAGAUGCGAACAGAUGCAGAGGAUGGGGACUUUGACGUAGUAUUCCAACUGCAGCGCAAGGAACUGCUGCAGCAGUUGCUGGCUCUGCUCAUCUCGGCUGUGGCUUCAAAACCGCAGCUGGCUAUGCGCUGCCACCAGGAAAACCAGCCCCAGGGCCCAACCAAAGAGAGCACCCAGAUGAUAUCCAGGACCUCGGCUGCUUCACUGAGGCAGCAGCUCUCAACCAUCACAACCUACAAGCCUGGGGAUCUCGGGCUGGUGCCUCGCCAGGUCCACAUCCCACCCAACCCCCAGGACCUCAGGGCUCUCUCAUAUGUCACCCGAAUGGGGAUCUGCCAGUUACAGAACACUAAUGAGAUCUCCCCAUCUGGCGCUCUCAAAAGAUUCAGAAAGUUCAGCCUUCCUAAACCUUUCCUACACCGUAAGUAG